Messenger RNA from Solanum pennellii, 2429 nucleotides. RefSeq names its product serine racemase-like. Gene Ontology annotation, molecular function: ATP binding; pyridoxal phosphate binding; D-serine ammonia-lyase activity. Lineage: Eukaryota; Viridiplantae; Streptophyta; Magnoliopsida; Solanales; Solanaceae. Gene Ontology annotation, biological process: pyruvate biosynthetic process; L-serine metabolic process; D-serine biosynthetic process. The coding region runs from base 1207 to 2208 and encodes 333 amino acids. The transcript is spliced from 9 exons. The record is from RefSeq and is a predicted model, not a curated record.
UUAUAUCUUUCUGGUUUCUGUGGUUUACUAUCUAUCUCGUGGAUGACGUCAUAGUUGUUGAUGAUGUAGAGAUAAUAUCAGCUAUGAUACUCUGCUAUGAAAUUCUAAAGAUUGGCCUUGCUGCAGUUCUUUCCAAUAGUUUAAAACAAAUCCAGCCUAUAGUGGAUGCAAUAAUAUUGGCAUUGUAAUUUCUGGAGGCAAUGUUGAUCUUGAUGUGCUUUGGAAUUCUGUUAACAAAUGAAAAACUUUGUAUUCAAACUCUCCCCUCAUUGGAACAAACUUCUACACGAUUCAUGUAUUCUCGCAAUUUCUUGUUCUUUGAUUUUUGUUUCACAUUAUUUGUUUUUUUAACUGUUCUUUGGUUGUCAAUGCUCUGUACUGCUUUCCUUCCUAGUUGUUAUUUUCCCGCUACUGUAUUAUUUUUUUUAUAAUGACUGCUUGCUUUGAUGCUCUUGAGCCAAUGGUCUUUCUGAAACAACUUAACUACCUCCACGAGGUAUAGGUAAGGUCUGCAUAUACUCUACCGUCCCAGACCCCACUUGUGGGAUUACACUUGGCAUGGAAGUUUCAUCCAGUGUUGAGUCAAUUUCUGUGAUUUUAGCUACUGAGUAUUGGGGUGUCUUUCUGCUCAGGGACUGUAAGUUCUUUCCACCCAUUAAGGUUCAUUCUUUCCCUCUUAUUUCUCUUUCUAUUUUCAGUGUCUACUAUCCACUAAUACCGGUUCUUGAUUUCAGUGUUUUUUUUUAAUUUGCAGUAAUGGGUGUAAAAACUAUCUGAAGUUGAGUCUGUUUAUUUUUGAGUUGAUUCAGUAAAGUCGAGGAUGUCAAAUGUUUCGGUGACCAGUUUAUCUCGAGAGAGACAUUGAUGCAGUCCCGAGAGGAUACUGCAUACAAGAGCCGAUGGUCUUUCGGAAACAAAUUCGCUACCUCCACGAGGUAUGGGUAAAGUCAUAUACUCUACCCUCCCAGACCCCACUUGUGAGAUUACACUUAUGGAAGUUCCAUCGAAUGUUGAGUCAAUUUCUGUGAUUUAGCUACUGAGUAUUGGGGCAUCUUUCUGCUCAGGUUAUCCCGAGUGAGCCAUUGAUGCAGUCCCGAGAGGAUUCUGCAAACACGGUGUUGCAAGAUACUGGUGCUGUUCUUUUCCUUCCUUUAAUGCUGGGUGCUUGAUAAGCUUUGCAAUUGUUAACUUCCAUAGUAAUUAUUGAUGGAACCGAAUCACACAAAAUCUAGUGACUGUUAUGCUGCUGAUAUCUCCUCCAUCAGGGAAGCUCACGUACGCAUUAAGCCCUUUGCGCAACAAACUCCUGUGCUCACCUCAGACACUUUAGAUUCUAUUGCUGGAAGAAAGCUGUACUUCAAAUGUGAAUGCUUUCAAAAGGGGGGAGCUUUUAAAUUCCGAGGGGCAUGCAAUGCUAUUUUUUCACUUGAUGAUGAUCAGGCCACUAAAGGAGUUGUAACUCAUAGCAGUGGAAAUCAUGCUGCAGCUCUUUCUUUGGCUGCAAAUCUACGGGGCAUCCCCGCAUAUAUAGUUGUACCAAAAGAUGCUCCAAAAUGCAAAGUCGCGAAUGUCAAACGUUACGGUGGUCAUGUUAUCUUCAGUGAGCCAUCGAUGCAGUCCCGGGAAGAUACUGCAAACAAGGUGUUGCAAGAUACUGGUGCUGUGCUUAUUCCUUCCUCUAAUGAUGGGCGCAUUAUAAGUGGGCAGGGUACAAUAUCUCUGGAGUUUCUGGAACAGGCUUCGGAAAUUGACACUUUAAUAGUCCCAAUCAGCGGAGGUGGUAUGAUAUCGGGAGUUGCAUUGGCUGCCAAGGCCAUCAAUCCCGCCAUUCGCAUUUUGGCUGCCGAACCACUGGGGGCAAAUGAUGCUUUCCAAUCAAAGAGCAAUGGUAGGAUUACUAAGUUAUCUGAAGUCAACACUAUUGCUGAUGGCCUUCGAGCUUUUCUUGGCGAUCUCACAUGGCCUAUUGUCCGCGAUCUUGUGGAUGACGUUAUAGUUGUUGAUGAUAAGGAGAUAAUACAAGCUAUGAAACUUUGCUAUGAAAUUCUGAAAAUUGCAGUGGAACCAAGUGGAGCUAUAGGCCUUGCUGCUGUUCUUUCAGAUGGUUUUCGAAAAAAUCCAGUCUAUAGUGAAUGCAACCAUAUUGGAAUUGUUCUUUCCGGAGGAAACGUUGAUCUUGGUGUGCUCUGGAAUUCCUUCGAUAAAUGAGAAACUCUAUUAGUCGCGAGAGGCAGACUCAGAAUUUGAACUAGUAGUUCAAAUCAUUUGAUUUACUGGGUUCGGAAUCAAUAACUUUUGUUCUUCUUUAGUUAAGUAAUAUAUAUAUACAAAGUUCGAUCCAAAGUUACUAGUUUCAGAUGAAUCUGUAACUUUCACUCUAUGUCCAUCCUUGGAAACAGGUGUUAUUCAAUAAUUCAACUUUUCUAUUA